Molecule: messenger RNA, 2355 nt
Organism: Betta splendens (Siamese fighting fish)
Lineage: Eukaryota; Metazoa; Chordata; Actinopteri; Anabantiformes; Osphronemidae
Gene: tmem268
Product: transmembrane protein 268
Exons: 9
Coding region: 218-1240 (340 amino acids)
Source: RefSeq, a predicted model, not a curated record
GGAAGAGAGAGGAGGGAGUAGGAAACAAACUAAUUUGGGUGUGAAAGUAAAACACGCACAGCCUGUGUGCGCCGCGAGGUCCAGGGUGACUACACAUCUGUGGAAAAUGCUCUUUGGAAAUAAUUAUUUCACCAAGGCAGAGAGGAGAAUGCGAUCAUCACAGCUGUGUUGAAAUGCAGGUUUGAACCCAUCCAGUCGCUGUUCGCCCUCAGGACUGAUGGAGGGCAGGGACGCGGGUCCGGCGGUGGAGGAGACGGAGGUGGACGCCGCGCUCCGGGCCGACAAAGCUGGGCCUCGGUCCCAGUGGGCCAACGGUCAGUGCGUGCUGGCGAUGCCGAGCCGCUCGGUGCUCAACCCCCGCUUCGACCUGUCCCAGUGUCGCGCCAGCCUGGAGAACGAAGGCUUCCAGGUUCCAGUCUGUGACCUGGAGGCUCCACUGGGGACGGCUCUGGACGCUCCGUCGGUCAGGAGAUACCUGGUGCUCAACUCAUCCCUCUUCUAUUUCAUAAUGACGCCGGUGAUGUACAUGGUGCUAUGGUGCGCCGUGUUCUCCACCCUACACCUCUACAUCACCGUCAGUGACUACUGGGUCCUCUGUCUGUCCGUCAGCCUGGUCUCCAUCUUCCUCACCACCGCCGUCAUCUUCGUCCUCCAGCACAAGAAAAAGGAGCUCAACGUGAACGUGGACGUCCGGCUGAUCCAGGUGAACGAGCGGACGGUGAAGCACAAGCUGCUGGUGGCGGUGGCCGACUGGGUGCAGAACUGCCGGGGACACAUGCAGCUGUACUUCGUGUACUGGGACAUGUCCCACUGUCUGACGGCGCUGACUGAUACUUUAGAGGAGCGCAGCUUCGUGGGGAACGAGACCCAGUGCAAACUGGAGAGGAAAAUGUCCCAUCUCGUCCUCGUGACUGAGGUCGGAGCUGCGGAACUGGAGGACGAGCCGGCGUCGGACGAGCGGAGGCCUCUGCUGAGGCGCGAGGGCGCGCGUGACGACGCUCCGUCCAGUCGGGACGACGCCAGAGUCACCGCCAACCGCAGCCUCGUCCCCGGCGAGUCGCUGCUUCCUCAGGAUAAAGCCUUCCGGCUGCUGAUGACCUACAGCUCGGCGUACGUCAAGCUGCUGGUGACGGAGCGGCUGUCGGGGCCGUCGCACUACCGCCUCCGACCCGGGAGGAACCACUGCGCCGCCGCCCCCCUCUGCCUGUGUCAGUACAUCACGAACAAGAUCCUCCGCUGACACGCGGCCACGGGGGCCCAUGGGGUGCCGAAUGUAUAACUAGUUUUCUCACAUUAACUAAAUGACACAACAUGUUUUCUCACAUUUAGUUAAAUGUGCAAAAGUCUAAAUGUAAAUGUUAAAUCUAAAUGUUAAAUGUAAAUGUUAAUUCUAAAUGUUAAAUGUAGAUGUUAAAUGUUGGCCGAGUGUAAACUGAAUAUUCAUGAAUGGGCAAGUAGACUCCAUCCCUACCCUCAAACAGCGCUGGUCUCAGAUCAGAGACGCGAACUCAAACACCUCAAACAGUGCGCGCAAACCCCGCCCACAUCUGACCUGGAAAACUUUUGUUUUUAGCCUGGACGUAACUUCGGCUAGCUAGUAUAGUUAGCCAACUAAUUCUCCACCGGCGCCACAGAAAUAUUCUAUUUAAACCUACUUAACUCCCCAUUAAUGGUGUUUACGACAGAACGGCAGUUUGAAGCGGAGCCUCAGCCCGCACACCUGCCGUUACAGCCCGUUCAAUCUCCCCCAACGGGAGGGAGUCGGAGCUGGCGGCCAUGAUGGCUUCGACUUCAGGCUUCGCUCCAGUAUUUUCGUGCACCGAUCCAGAGUCAGAUGUGGGCGGAGCUAUGCGUACUUUUUGACCUGUUUGAGUCCGCGUCACUGAUCUAGGAUAAUAGGGGGUGGAGUCUACUUAAAUAUUCAGUUCGAUCAUUUAACAUUUACAUUAACAUUUAAAAUUUACAUUUAACAUUUAGAUUUACAUUUAACAUUUACAUUUAGACUUUCUCACAUUUAACUAAAUGUGAGAAAACAUGUUGUGUCAUUUAGUUAAAUGUGAGAAAACUAGUUAUAGGUGCUCCUUUUACAUUUGGCACCCCACACCCUCGGACCCACGGACCUGUUUCUGGAGCGGACGUGGACUCUGUUGUUUGGAGCGCGUCGCCUGCCAGCGUUGUGUUUGCGCCACCUGGAUCUGCCAAACGCUGUCGCACACUGGGGUCAAUCCAGCUGCUGUAACACAAUGUUGGUACUCGUGUCUACAUGACAGUCCACGCAGUUUAAAUUAUUUGUACAAAUAAAUGGAUGAUGGGGCUGCACCGACUGGUUCUCUGCCCAUUCACAGCUGAGCUCGA